UAGAACGGGUGGCCGGGAAUCACGGUUAUGAAGUCAUUCAGGCUUUCGUAAUAAUACCGAUCAUAGGCCGUGCAUGUCAGUUAGAAGCCCUAGCGGCGCUGCUUAUCAGAGCCGCCCACUGCUGUGAUAGAUGGACAGCUGACAGCCGGGAGGAUGGAUCCAGACUAUGCAGCAUUUGAGAGCUCUCUGUACAGUGAAUUCAAAGACUUCUGCAAGAAAAUCAGAGACGCUUACAAGGAGCUGAAGGAGGAUCUGACUCCAUACAGAGAUGACCGCUUCUACAGGCUGGCCCCCAUGCGCUUAUACACGCUCUCAAAGCGUUAUUUUGUACUGGUCUUUGUUGUAUUUUUCCUGUGCUUUGGAUUAACCCUUUUCAUUGGAAUAGCAGGACCAAAUGUUAUAGAAGCGAAACAAUAUCGAUCUGAAGCAUCAAAUUCAUCUAAGGUGGGCCAGUACACCUUACAAUCUCCAGUCAUGUCAACUUACAACCAACAGCUAUGGCUAAUGUGUAGGAUUGAAUUUAGCAAAACAGACGACUCCAGCUUCCAGAACAAUUUUACAAUAUCUGUGAAAAUACAUGGUGUGUCUUCUGAUGCAACAGUGUCCUAUGUAGAUAACAAGGAGCACUCCCGGCCAAGGACACUUAGUUGUGCACAGAAAUGUGACGAAAUUAUAAUAGUCCAUCUUGGAUAUUUAAACUAUACCCAGUAUAAUCUUGAUGUCCGCUUUGAAAAUCUUAACAAGCUUAGAUACACCAUUACAGCUGUCACGUUUACAUGGAAGACCUACAACCCAACAUUUUCUCAAGUUGAAAUCUGGUUCCGUUUUGUGUUUGUUGUGCUCACUUUCAUGGUGACUUGUUUAUUUACACAUUCACUUCGUAAAUUUUCCAUGAGAGACUGGGGUAUAGAACAAAAAUGGAUGUCGAUCCUCUUACCUCUGCUUCUCCUCUAUAAUGAUCCAUUCUUCCCUCUCACGUUUCUGGUUAAUAGCUGGUUCCCUGGUAUGCUGGAUGACCUCUUUCAAUCACUCUUUCUUUGUGCUUUGUUGCUCUUUUGGCUUUGUGUCUACCAUGGCAUUCGGGUGCAGGGUGAGAGGAAGUGCACAACAUUUUAUUUGCCCAAAUUCCUUAUAGUUGGACUGCUUUGGCUUGCCUCUGUGACACUAGGAAUAUGGCAGACUGUUAAUGAGUUACAUGACCCAACUUACCAAUACAGAGUAGAUACUGGCAAUUUCCAGGGCAUGAAAAUUUUCUUUCUAAUAGUGGCGACUUUGUACAUCCUGUAUCUCUUGUUUCUGGUUAUACGAGCAUGCACUGAAUUGCGAAACAUGCCAUAUGUUGAUCUGCGGUUAAAGUUUCUUACAGCAUUGACGUUUCUAGUGCUUGUUAUCAGCAUUGUUAUCCUGUAUUUAAGAUUCGGCUCAAAAGUAUUACAAGAUAAUUUUGUCGCUGAGCUGACUACGCAUUAUCAAAAUUCAGCUGAGUUUUUAUCAUUUUAUGGCCUAUUGAACUUCUAUCUUUACACUUUAGCCUUUGUAUAUUCUCCAUCAAAAAAUGCUCUUUAUGAGUCUCAGUUGAAGGAUAACCCUGCCUUCUCAAUGCUUAAUGAUUCUGAUGAUGACGUCAUAUAUGGGAGUGACUAUGAAGAGAUGCCCCUUCAAAAUGGACAAGCCAUCAGAGCCAAAUAUAAAGAGGAGUCUGAUAGUGACUGAGAUAACUCCAUUGGGAUGAGUGCCUUGAAGAACAGGAGGACUAUUCUGCUUUCACUACACCUCUGUUACCUUGGAAUGCUGCUCUUUCUGAUUUUAUUUUUUGUUAUUUCUUUAAUUGUGCAAAAAUUAAACUUUGCAAGAUGGGGAUACAGGGAAUAUUGGUAAUGGCCAGCUCUCUGUCCUUUACCUGAAGCCACAAAGCUACAUCUAACACUCCUUGUUAAGAAGUUCACCACUGCCUUGAUUAAUUUUAUUUAUUUUUUUGCUCCUCAGCUUUUCCAUUCCUGAAGGUUUCAGAAUUCUUGUCAUUCUUAAUUGCUACUUAGAAAACGUGAAUAUGUGGUCGGUAUUCUUUAUCACUCACAUUAUGUCGGAAUGGUGGUUGCCUAUGUUGGUUUGAAGCUGAUCUGUAUCUUAUUUCUGUUUUGUUAAAGGAAUUGUCAAGAAUUUGAAGAACAUGGCUGCUUUCUUCCAAAAAUAGCACCACACACAACCCAUGGACAUGUGUGAUAACAUGGCUCGGCCCUGUUUAUUUCAAUGGAACUGAGAUGCAAUACUGGAUUCAACCCAUGGACAUGUGUGGCGCUUUGUCUUGAAGAAAUCAACCAUGUUUUUUUUUAACCCUGCACAACCCCUUUAAGGAUUUAUGAAGGAAAGACAUUCUUUAGACAUUUAAAUGUAGCACACUAUUUUAAAAGAGAAACUGAUGUCGCACCUUACAGACAGUCGGAGUGAACAGGAUCCAGAAUAUAGAUUGUCAUAAAAUCACCUAUGAUCUGUAAGAUAACUGAACUUCCACCAUAAUGCAAUUCAUUUUAAUGAUAAAAUAGUUAGGAAUUUUAAAGAGCUUCUGUCAGCAGGAUCAACCUGAUUAUACCAGGCAUACUGCCUCAUUUGAACCUGUUGACAGUUGCUCUUUAAA
Molecule: messenger RNA, 2635 nt
Organism: Bufo bufo (common toad)
Lineage: Eukaryota; Metazoa; Chordata; Amphibia; Anura; Bufonidae
Gene: TMEM181
Product: transmembrane protein 181
Exons: 17
Coding region: 154-1713 (519 amino acids)
Molecular function (GO): toxic substance binding
Source: RefSeq, a predicted model, not a curated record